CUGUACUUUGGAGUGGUGGAUCAGUCUUUCCAGCACUGAUUUCAUUCUUUGGCUCCACAAAGCAGACAGACAGCUGAUAGCAACAAGAUGGCCAGAGUUUGUUUACUGGUGUUCAUUGCUGGUUUACUGCUGGAGUCGUACGGACUGGAAAUCCCUAAGGAAAACACAGGAGCUGUGUUUGUGUCUCAGCAGCAGGCACAUACAGUGCUGCAUCGCCGGCGCAGGUACAACAGCGGCCACCUUGAAGAACUUCAAAAAGAUAACCUGGAGCGGGAAUGCUAUGAGGAAGUCUGCAAUAUGGAGGAGGCCAGAGAGGUGUUUGAGAAUGAUGAGAAAACUAUGGCAUUCUGGGCCGGCUACAUCGAUGGAGACCAAUGUGAGCCAAAACCCUGUCAAAAUGGGGGUGAGUGCAAAGAUGGAGUUGAUUCAUACACCUGCUGGUGCAAAGUAAACUUCAGUGGAAAGAACUGCGAGAUUGAGUUGGCAAAGCAGUGUUUGGUCAACAACGGAGACUGUUCCCACUUCUGUGAGAUGCAGGAGAAUCGAGCUGUGUGCAAAUGUGCAGCUGGGUACAAUCUUGGGCAAGACAAGAAGAGCUGUGAACCAACAGGACCAUUCAGCUGUGGUCAAGUGGGUGGGUCUUCUACCACCAUCACCAGAUCCUUUAAUCCACGAAGCAAGACAUACGCCUCUGGAAGAGAGUUUGGUUUCAACGACACUCUGGAGGAUGACUACGAUAGCAACAAUAUAACAAUGUUUGAUUACUAUGACAUUGCCAUGAAUGAUUCAGACCAGGUCAAUACCUCUGCAGCAUCUGCAGUAGAGACAGGUUCCCUGAAGUCAAAUUCAAGCUCCCCCCUAUCUCCAAGCAGUGUCACUGAAGUGCCCAGAGGGAAAAGGGAUCUGUACUGGGCUAAUCCCACACGCCCCACCAUCGUAGAAAUAGGUGCGAAUGACCAGAGGAUUGUGGGAGGUGAUGAAGCUCUUCCUGGAGAGAUACCCUGGCAGGUGGCCCUGAUGUCUCACUCAGAAUCCCUUCAGAGAGCGCAGCCCUUCUGUGGAGGAUCUCUCCUCAGUGAAUUGUGGGUCAUCACUGCAGCACAUUGUCUAGAGCAGGCCCUUGAUCAAAAUUUCUUCGUUAGAGCAGGUGAACAUGACGUGAGCCAAGAUGAGGGUCAUGAGCGAAAUUAUGUGGUGGCAGAAAAGCACAUCCAUCACAUGUACAAUUACAAGAAGUCCCAGUAUAACCACGAUAUUGCUCUGCUGAAACUCGCCAAUCCAGUGGAACUGUCCAGCCGGCGGCGUCCCAUCUGCCUGGGCCCCAAACACUUUAUAGAAAAACUAAUGAGUGAAUCCACCAAGUCCCUGGUGAGCGGCUGGGGACGUUUAAAGUUCCAGGGCGCGGAGGCCACCAAGCUACAGAAGGUGGAGGUCCCCUAUGUGGAUCGCACCACAUGUAAACAGAGCAGCCGGGAACAGGUCACACGCUUUAUGUUCUGUGCAGGUUUCCAAAGUCAGCAGAAGGAUUCGUGUCAGGGGGACAGUGGGGGGCCACAUGCAACCAAUUACCAUGGCACUUGGUUUCUGACGGGCAUUGUCAGCUGGGGGGAGGAGUGUGCCAAAGAUGGAAAGUAUGGCAUCUACACCCGAGUCUCACGGUACUAUCCGUGGAUCAGUCAGACAACAGGGAUUCGAAUUAACUGAGGAAUAGCUGAGUAUUUGCAUAUCUUUGAAAAUCAUACUAAAUAAUGCUAAAUCAUACUAAAUAAAAAUCCAAUAUUCAAUAUUUGAAUAAAUGCUUACCUGAACCUUAAAAGGCACCACACACACACACACACACACACACACACACACACACACAGGUGUUAAUUAUUAGAUCUCUGCUCAGGUUGAAGUUAGGUGGAGUAGUGCUAAAGAUUACAGGAUGUCACCAAACUUAACUGCAUAAAGACCUGAAUUGGCAAGGUGAAAAUGGCUGUGAAAAGAUGCCAGUGAGAAAAAACAGAAAAUUAUAUGAAAAUGUAACCAUAAGCUGCAUGUUGAAAAUGUGUUGAAAACACUCAUCGUUACUCUUCAUUAAUGUUGUCACAGAAUCCGUCCAUGUUGUAUAAACAAUAAUGUACAGUAAAUAAUUGAAUUUGUAAUCUCACCCUCUGUCUUAAAUUGGGUUUAAACUGUAUGAAUAAACAUAAAGUCAAAUAUUAUCAUUUA
This is a messenger RNA of Scomber japonicus (chub mackerel), 2211 nucleotides long. It is a transcript of the gene f9b, whose product is annotated as coagulation factor IXb. Gene Ontology annotation, molecular function: serine-type endopeptidase activity; calcium ion binding. NCBI's taxonomy places the organism in Eukaryota, Metazoa, Chordata, Actinopteri, Scombriformes, Scombridae. The record is from RefSeq and is a predicted model, not a curated record. Gene Ontology annotation, biological process: proteolysis; blood coagulation. Bases 88 to 1704 code for a protein of 538 amino acids. Gene Ontology annotation, cellular component: extracellular region. The transcript is spliced from 8 exons.